Molecule: messenger RNA, 1027 nt
Organism: Oncorhynchus mykiss (rainbow trout)
Lineage: Eukaryota; Metazoa; Chordata; Actinopteri; Salmoniformes; Salmonidae
Product: EF-hand domain-containing protein D2
Molecular function (GO): calcium ion binding
Source: RefSeq, a predicted model, not a curated record
UUAUCCAUCAACACCUUGACUGCUCGUGUUGCACCUUUUAUGCUCUUAUUUGUUUGGGCUCGCCUGUGGUUGGUUUCAGAUGCUGUAAUAUAGCUCAAUUUAUGUUUUUAUGCUGAUGUUCAAUUGUGCUCCGCCUCCUCGAAACUGUCCAGGGUGAGAGGAGCUCUGAGUCACGAGCUGACAGACACAGCUGACCACCCUGAGUGCUAGGCACACGUUCCAAUCGCAUCAAGUCCAAAAGUAUCCUACGCACCAUGGCAUCGGACGAAUUGGCGAGGAAACUGCAGCCCAGGAUGGUUCCCCAAUUCAACCCGUGUGCACCAGAGGAGACCCCGGUGAAACCGAGCGACUCUGUCCCUGAGCCGCAGGAAAAAGCGGUGGUGGUCAUUGUCAAUGAUGCCACAUCGGAACUCACGGCGAAACUCACCCGGAGACUGGAUAUCAACGAUGGGAACGCUGCGCCCAAGCAAGCCAAGGUAUUCAACCCCUACACGGAAUUCAAAGAAUUCUCUCGCAAACAGAUCAAAGAGAUGGAGAACAUUUUCAAACGGUUUGACAGUGGUAAGGACGGCUUCAUAGACCUGAUGGAGCUGAAGCUGAUGAUGGAGAAGCUGGGAGCUCCUCAGACCCACCUGGGCCUCAAGAAUAUGAUCAGGGAGGUGGAUGAGGACUUCGACAGCAAGCUGAGCUACAGAGAGUUCCUGCUGAUCUUCAGGCGAGCAGCGGCAGGCGAGCUGCAGGAGGAGAGCGGUCUGGUGGCUCUGGCCAGACUGUCUGAGAUUGACGUCUCCACAGAGGGAGUCAUGGGGGCUCGGGACUUCUUUGAGGCUAAGGUGCAAGCUCUAAAGGUGGGCAGUAAGUUUGAGGCUGAGAUCCGAGAGGAGCAGGAGGAAAUGAAGAGGCAGGCGCUUGAUAGGAAACAGAGACGGGCUGCCUUCAAAGAGCUGCAGUCUGCCUUCUGCUCAUAAUACAGUGCACACACACUGAAACACACACACACACUGAAACACACACACACACUGAAACA